AUGGUUGACCUUGACCUUGCAGAGUCGUACUCGAGCGGCCGUGGCCCCCAUGAGCUUGUGCGAAGCAAGGCGUUUCGAGGCCUUGGCCGUUCAUGCGUUUGGGGGUUCGCCGUGGGUUCCAUCGCUGUGCCUCUGCAUUGCAUCAGGAUCCAGUUGCAUUCAGCAAUUGACGCUUGCGAUUCGCACAACCACGCGGCCGGCAUCUGCAGGACCGAACCGCCAAGCCAGGCCCUGCUGGCUGACUACAUACGAGUUACCUGCCCGCCGGAGUCGACGGGGACAGAACUGUGGGCUGUCACCAAAGUGCGAAGCAGGGGUAAUGGAAGCAAGCAGCAUCCCGGCUCGAGUCGAGAGGCCCUGUCAUUGCUCUGUCUGUUGCUGAACAAGCGCAAGCACUACGCCAUGCCAUGCCUGGUCCUGUUUGUCGACCAGUUUCUUCCCGUUGCCCCUCUGUGUCGCGAGUGGUCCGAGGUUUCCUGCGUCUUUGUCCACGCGAAUGGGCAGGGCUCAGCUGGUUGCCGAGGAAGUUCUGUCUGGAUGGUCGACUGGCUGUGUUCUGUCGAAGAAUACUACCUGAGGUUGGCAGUCUUGCCCGACGCGAGCACCAGAUCCGGAUAUGCCGAAGAGUCGGCUCCCAGACCACGGCUGCAGCUUGACGGAUUGGUGGUGUUGACCAGGGGUUAUGGAGGCGACUUUGGCAGCAGCAUCUGA
Messenger RNA from Trichoderma citrinoviride, 711 nucleotides. RefSeq lists its product as hypothetical. Bases 1 to 711 code for a protein of 236 amino acids. The transcript has 5 exons. Lineage: Eukaryota; Fungi; Ascomycota; Sordariomycetes; Hypocreales; Hypocreaceae. The record is from RefSeq and is a predicted model, not a curated record.